Helicoverpa armigera (cotton bollworm) is the source of this 1539-nucleotide messenger RNA. RefSeq lists its product as uncharacterized. The coding region runs from base 224 to 1375 and encodes 383 amino acids. The record is from RefSeq and is a predicted model, not a curated record. Lineage: Eukaryota; Metazoa; Arthropoda; Insecta; Lepidoptera; Noctuidae. The transcript has 7 exons.
UCAUAGAAUUGAAUUCUAUUGGAGUCAGUCAACGCGGCAUGCGUAGUAGAAUAAUCGUGUGAGUGUAUUCCCUGAUACGAAAAUUCCUAACAAUUUAUUGUCACAAAAUAUAUUUUUAUCAAUGAAAAUGUGAUUUGUUUGUGAAACACUUAUCGGUGUUAUAUCGUCCUGGAACGGAUACUAUUUUAGAUAAGAGUUGCCAUGACCAUGGAGUGAAGCGAAUAUGACGAUACUACUGUAUGACUACUACGACUUGGAGGAGAAGUCCUCCAAGCAACUCAGCGUAUGGAAAGCAUGGCACUUAAUUUUAUACGUAUGUGCUGCCGUUUUCGGCAUCACAAAUUACGUAUUUCUACAAAAUACGAUGCAAUUGGUGGACGGUAACUGCGUUCUAUAUCCUCGUCAACUGGAGUUCCGAGUCGUGGAGCUGCCCGAGGCUGCAGACCCUCAGAAUUAUAAUGAAUACCAUGAUUUAACUAAGAAUACAACUGAUGAUGCUCAAGGUAAUGGACCCGUCCAGAAUGAUGACAGUGGCAAGGUUAAGAGAGAGACUCCUGACAAUGACACGGCUGUAACUGAAACUCUAGCAGUAGAUAACGAGAUAUUUACUGAAAACAAAACGCAUCGCUUAGUACUGGACGUAUCGAGGACGUUGUUUGAGACGAACAAUGACUGCGAUUUCGCCGAGUACACGCCAUUGAUGUCCAUGAUCUUUGCGGCAGUAUGGAUCACUAUGUUCACCAUGUGUCCUCGGGGAGGCCGCGCCCGGGCUGGAUUACCUCAACCAUGGCGUAUUCUAGCCCCCGCGUUAUUAUUCGCUCUGGUGAUGGUGGGCGUAACUGGUCACAGCUUCACUUUGACCAACGGAGGCUUACACGCAUUCUGUGCAGCCUUCUUCGACGUCAGUAAUUCCACUACGUGUUCAUCAGCAGACCCGUUCUUAGAGCUGGGAUGGAACGCGACGUGGGGCUUCAGCAGCCGUGCGGCGGCUACCCGGGCCGCCAGCGCCGGCGUGCUGGCGAGCUGGGCGUGUGCGGCGGCGCUGUUGCUGGCACGCUGCCUCGCUGCCCCGGACUUCGUGCUUAGGCGCACUGAUGUGUAUCUUACUAAGGACCCGCAACAGAAAGUCAUACCACACCUGCUGAAGAGUCAAAAGUAUCAUCAACGGUCUAACCAAAGUUCGCCUAGCAAACGUGACAACGCGUCGAUGCGGUCUGAGCCCACAGUGACCACUGAGCUGGUGACUGCCUCCGUGGAGCAAGGCCAGGACUCCGUCCCCACCUCUCUCAUUGUCACCCCAGUCAAGACGCCGCGGGACACUGAAGAUAUCGAGAUGACGUACACAUCACAAGAACGCAUUAAUAAACAGGAAUAAAUUUGUUUUGACUUCCAUUAUAACUCUACUCAAUUGAUUUCUAGAUUUUUUUGAAGUCAUUGCAGACGGUUUUAAAAGUAUCAUGUCUCUGAGAAGAAACACGCUUAUUUUUAAGUUUAGGUAUUAAAUAUUUUAUUGUUGGACAACAGAUGUAAUGAAACACU